UAGUUUACCAUCCAUCAGGCCAAUUAAUAUAGCCAGCCUGCGAGCAACCCAAAUGACCAAGAGAUGAUCAUCAGAAUCCUCGAUCUCCAUAGAAAUCUUGAAUCGAUGAACGGACUUUCCCCACUUCUCUAAAUUAAGCUAUAUGUAUUAUAUAUAAAAGCCCUUUGCGCUUCUCUGUCAUCUCCGAGGGAAGAUAUAUUCUAAUUAAGCCCCCAGCAUCAUGUAUUCCUUUCCAUGGUCCUUUUGCCUCUCCGCGUCGUCCUGGGGUGAAUCGGCUUGUACUUUGAGUAGUGCACAAGUAUUUCGGUUUUAAUGCAAAAGUGUGACGAAGUGAUGGGGGACCUGUCUCGACUGCAGUAGGUUCUGAGGCUAUAAAAGAAGUCAUGUUUGCUUUCAAGAGUCAAGACUCAGUUCCAAAAACAAGAGCUACAAAAGGGCAACUUCUUGUUGUUUCUCUCUUCUAGUUCGCUGCUAAUUAAUUAGAUUACCAGCUUUCGUUUCGACCAUCCUCGUCAUAAUUUUCAUUACAAUCGUCGUCGUCAUGGCUUCAUCCAAUAGACACUGGCCUAGCAUGUUCAAGUCCAAGCCCUGCAACACCCACCACCAAUGGCAGCAUGACAUCAACUCAUCUCUUAUGUCAAGUGGAUGCAACAGAGCUGCUUAUACUUCAGCUGGGUGUGAAGAGCGGAGUCCGGAGCCAAAGCCAAGAUGGAAUCCAAAACCGGAGCAAAUUCGAAUACUAGAAGCAAUUUUCAACUCUGGCAUGGUGAACCCUCCAAGGGACGAGAUAAGAAAGAUCAGAGCUCAACUGCAAGAAUAUGGUCAAGUAGGUGAUGCCAACGUCUUCUACUGGUUCCAGAACCGAAAAUCAAGAAGUAAACACAAGCUCCGCCAUCUACAAAACUCAAAAAACCAGCCCCAGCAAAGCCAGAACAACCCUCCAAUCAAAUCCCUUGCUGCCACCACUGCUCCUUCAUCCUCGUCAUCUUCUUCCGAAAAAUCAUCCCCUAAAGCACUCCAGAAGACCAACUCUAUGAGCUUUCCAAAUGUUACGGAUGUUUCGCAUUCCCCAACGGCCUCAGUGAAUCAUACCUAUUUUCAAUCCCAAGGUGAAAUUUUACCCGACCCUUUCUUCUUCCCGGUGCAAGAGACCGGAGGGGUGCACCAAAACGGCGGAACGUCUAGUUUCACUCAAGCGUUUUGCUUUCCUGAACUACCAAAUGUGGCUCAGGUACCUGAACACACUAUUGGGCCCUGCACGAGUCUCUUGCUCGGUGAAAUAAUGAACAAUGGGGGGGAUUCAAGGAAAGAUCAAGAAGAUCAGAAAGUCAUGAAAAUCCAUCUCCAGCAGAAUUACAUCGUGACAACUCAUCCAACUAGUCACAUUAGUAUUGUCCCUCCAUCUAUGGCUACCACUACUGGUGCUGGUACAGAUCACGUUCCCCACCCCAUCAGUCAAAUUCAAGGUGUUGGGGAAUUGGGCGCAAUUGCCACUGGUGGCCCUUCAAAAUCAACGGUGUUCAUUAACGAGGUAGCCUUCGAGGUGGCCGCGAUGCCCUUCAACGUGCGCGAGGCUUUUGGCAAUGAUACUGUGCUAAUUCACUCCUCAGGUCAGCCCGUUCGCACCAACGAGUGGGGUGUCACUCUCCAGCCACUCCAGCACGGCUCAUUCUAUUAUCUGAUUUAGGAUUCAGAAGCGUGGAAGCUGAAGAGAUGGGCUAGUUGGCUUGCUUUGGUUCAUGUGCUCGUCUUCGUUUCAUUUCUCUGUUGUUUCUCCUUUCUUUGUUAGGGUUGAAAUUUAGGCCUUGUAACUGAUCUGAUCAUCAUCAGUGAGGGUUCUUAUUACUCUUGGAUAUUAUGGAACUUAACUGUGGAGCAAUGCGUUGUAUAUGCUUCUCUGUCAAAGCAAUAUAUAUGGAAUAUGCUCUUGAUCUUCAA
Juglans regia (Persian walnut) is the source of this 1938-nucleotide messenger RNA. Its product is annotated as WUSCHEL-related homeobox 9-like. NCBI's taxonomy places the organism in Eukaryota, Viridiplantae, Streptophyta, Magnoliopsida, Fagales, Juglandaceae. Gene Ontology annotation, biological process: regulation of developmental process. The coding region runs from base 542 to 1687 and encodes 381 amino acids. The record is from RefSeq and is a predicted model, not a curated record. The transcript is spliced from 5 exons. Gene Ontology annotation, molecular function: DNA-binding transcription factor activity; DNA binding.